CAAUUAUCCAGACUGCGCCCGAACCACAAGUCCGUCGUCACUGCGGAUCCUAGCACCCGACCCGAACAAGCGCGGGUGGACACGCCGGUGCCGUACCGGCUACGCGAGGCCCGGCUUAGUGACUCCAACCUUGGUUGCUUGUCGCCCCAGCUCUAUCCGCGGCUCCUCCUCCAUCCACCUCCCAGCGCCGCCUUGAGGCCGACACGGAGACGCCAGCAGCGGACCACCCCGGCCGUCGCUAGCCACGUUGCGCAUCCUGGUCCCAACCCAUAGGAGCUGCAGCCAACCUUCGGCGGUUCGCAGAUACUAUGCAGAUACUACUCCAGGCCCAGCAUGGAAGCGGGGGGCCGAGACGAGACCCUGGGCCCAUCACACAGUCGACGAAAAUUCGAAUCCAAAACCCUUCCAUUCGGGCAACGGCCUCGUCAUAACUCGUUCUACCCGACCGCGCCUGCUCGCUCCUCGACUUGUCUAGCGGCAUUGGCGAUGCGACCCUGGCCCUGCCGUCGGAAUCCACAUGGUGAGACGGGUCGCACAGGCACUGGUGGGCCGCACUCCAUCCUUCGACACUGUAUGACUGGCAUCACUGGCGGUCCAGGCUGGGGAAAGCGGCGGCUUGGUUGAUCGGCCAAAGGCGGGGCCGUACAGGCAUUCCCACCUCUUUCCUCCUGGUCCCGUCUUCCCUUGGCCCCGCACCCUGCCUUGUGCUCCAGGAUCUUCACCUUCUCUGACUACUUUCCGUUCUUCCCUGUCAAUCUGUGGCCUGCAGGCAUGAGUAGAUGGGUGGUGCCGCUGGGCCCGCGCUCUUGACGUCGUAAUGGAACAUUAGCCAGCCAUCCCACACCUUGGUCUUGCAUCCUACAGGCCUCUCGAUUCGAUUGCGCCCCCCAGCCAUGCGCCUCGGGACAGGGACCUUUCUUCAACCUGGUUGUGGCUAGCUAUGAAAAGCGGACGGGCGCUGGUCAGACGCUCGUCGGCAGCGUUCGGCCUGUGUUGUCAUCCUCAUCACCAGAGUCUGCGGCGCCCUCAGCUUUUGUGUUCGAGCUGCUGCAGCAUUGCGGUGUACUUGGACCCGUUGCAUCCGCGUCGUACUACCUGCCCAAUCUUUUGAUACGGAAGUCCGAUUGGGCUCACUAUCAUCGUCAUGGGUGUCGACUGGCCCCAAAUGAAGCGAAAGCUCGAAUGCCCCAAAGAUGAGGACGCAAAAUACGAAAACACGGCCUGGUGCAACCGUGAUUUGAUUCCUAUUCCUCCGGACCGCCGCACCUAUGGCAUCUGGUCCUACGUUGGUUACUGGACCGUCUCGGGAUCCAAUAUCUCAGCAUGGUCAACGGGAAGCACUCUACUUGCCUUUGGCCUUAGCCCUCCGCAGGCCAUUGGCGUCGUCGUACGUUUACGUUACUGGCUCAAUUGCGUCGCUAACAGACCUCAAGAUCCUUGGCGGUGUCCUCACCGGCUGCCUCGCAGUUGCCUGCGGCUGGAUGGGUGCCAACCACCAUAUUGGGUUCACCGUAUCUAGUCGCUUCUCUUGGGGCAUGCGAGGCUCUUAUUUCCCCGUGCUGCUUCGCGUAUUCGUCGCAUGCAUGUGGUUUGGCAUUCAGGCCUUCUGGGGCGGCCAAGCUACCCGGGUCUGUAUUGGUGCCAUUAUUCCUGGUUUUGCCCACAUGAAGAACUACUUCUCCGCAAGCUCACAUCUUGAGACGAAGGACUUCAUCGGUCUUCUCAUAUGGAUGGCAGCCUUCAUCCCUGGCAUUCUCAUCAGGCCCGAGAGGCUACAGAUACCCUUUGUCGUGUGUUUCUUUCUCUUCUGCGGGUGCUGUCUCGGCUUGCUCAUAUGGAGUGUUUCUCAAGCUGGCGGCGUCGGUAGCAUGUUCCAGAUGCCUUCCACCACUCCCAAUGUCGGUUGGGCGUUCAUGUUUGGCAUCACCUCAAUUCUCGGAGCCUGGGGUGGCGGCACAUUGGGUCAGUCCGAUUGGACUCGAUAUGCCAAAACGAGGCACGCACCCACGCCCUCGCAGCUUCUCGCCUCCCCCUUGACGAUUUUUAUCACUGCUAUAAUUGGAAUCAUUGUCACGAGCGCCUCUCGUGAUGUUCUUGGAGGAGAAGUCAUCUGGAAUCCCAUCUUCCUUCUGGCGGCCAUUCAGGAACACUACCAGUCAAGCUCGGGCGUGCGGGCCGGCGUCUUCUUUGCCGCCCUUGGCCUAGUUGCUUCUCAGUUCUCGAUAUCCGUGGUGCUUAACUCCGUCUCGUGCGGCAUGGACAUGGCCGGUCUGUGGCCACGAUACAUAAACAUCAGACGCGGGGCCUACAUCAUGGCAAUCAUUGGAAUUGCUAUCCAGCCUUGGCAACUGCUUACCACGGCUGCCAAGUUUCUUGCAGUUCUCAGUGGCUUUGGUGUUUUCCUUGCUCCUGCGACUGGGAUUUUGCUCGCCGAUUACCUGGUCGUCCGACGUCGCAAGCUGAAGCUAAACGAUCUUUACGUCGGGGACCGUACCUCUAUAUAUUGGUUCCGAAACGGAUUUAACUGGCGAGCGUUCGUGGUCUUUCUCAUGAGCUGCUGGCCACUACUUCCCGGCCUAGUAGCAACAGUCAAUGGGUAUACUGGCCCAAAAUAUGACGGAUGGGUCCGCCUGUACAACUUGACCUUCCUAGUUGGCCUCGCCUGGAGCUUUGUCAUGUUCUGGGUUGUCAACAUCAUAUUUCCUGUCGAUGGCUUGGGGCAGGAGGCAGAAUUCGAAGACGAGGCUGUCUUCGGUGUCGGCGCCGCGGAUGGUUCAAGUGAUGUCAAUUUAGAGGCAGAGAAUGGGAACACAAGGAGUAAAGAGGACGUAGAUGUUAGGUUGGCACAUGCCUAAAUUGUUAGAUAGCCGGCUAACUAGGAGGCUAACCAACUAACCUAUAAUACCGCCCCUUAGCUUAACCUAUAAUAUAACACCCAAG
Messenger RNA from Purpureocillium takamizusanense, 2940 nucleotides. RefSeq lists its product as uncharacterized. Gene Ontology annotation, molecular function: nucleobase transmembrane transporter activity. Gene Ontology annotation, cellular component: plasma membrane. The transcript has 11 exons. Gene Ontology annotation, biological process: nucleobase transport; transmembrane transport. The coding region runs from base 1269 to 2855 and encodes 528 amino acids. Lineage: Eukaryota; Fungi; Ascomycota; Sordariomycetes; Hypocreales; Ophiocordycipitaceae. The record is from RefSeq and is a predicted model, not a curated record.